UGGAAGAAUGUGAGGAAACCUAUCAGCCAUAACUUGGAUUACAAUGGUCUUAGAGAUAGUAUGGAGGGCAAAGGUGAAUUUGAGGAUCCACAGAGAAGUCAGGAAGUCACAUGCACAUGAAAAUCACCUUGGAGAAAAGGCCACACAAAGCCUUUCUGUGUUCUAUGCUUCAUCAGACAAAUCCUGCCAAGGAAAAAUUGUACAAAUGUGAGGAAUGCGAACAAGCUUUCAGCUACCUGUCAUGCGUUACUCAACAUGAGAAAAGCCAUAAGAAAAAAGAAUGCUGUGAAGUUAAGAAACGUAGGAAGACCUUCAGCAGAAAGCCAACCUACAUUCAGCAUCAGAGGAUUCACACUGGUGAAAAGCCUUAUGAGUGUAUGGGAUGUGGCGUGGCCUGUCGUAGUUCUGAGCUGAUUCAACAUCAGAAAAUUCAUACUAAUGAAAAACCUUAUCAGUGUAAGGCAUGUGCGAAGGCUUUUAUUCGUGGUGCACAGCUCACUGAGCGUCAGAGAGUUCAUACAGGAGAGAAACCAUAUGAAUGUAAGAAAUGCGGAAAAGCCUUUAGUUAUUGUUCACAAUAUACUCUCCAUCAGAGAAUUCAUAGUGGUGAGAAACCUUAUGAGUGUAAGGAGUGUGGAAAGGCCUUUAUUCUUGGUUCACACCUCACUUAUCAUCAAAGGGUUCAUACUGGUGAAAAGCCUUACAGAUGUAAAGAAUGUGGGAAGGCCUUUUUAUGUGCCUCCCAACUUACUUACCAUCUGAGAAUUCAUACAGGUGAGAGACCCUAUAAAUGCAAACAAUGUGGGAAAGCCUUUAUUUCUAAUUCUAACCUUACUCAACAUCAGAGAAUUCAUACAGGUGAAAAACCCUACAAAUGUAAAGAAUGUGAGAAGGCCUUUAUUUGUGGCAAACAGCUUAGUGAACAUCAAAGAAUUCAUAUGGGUGAGGAACCCUACAAAUGCAAGGAAUGUGACAAGGCUUUUAUUUAUGGCUCACAAGUUAGUGAGCACCAGAGAAUUCAUAGAGGUGAAACACCCCAUGAGUGUAAGCAGUGUGGGAAGGCCUUUAGUCGUGGCUCACAUCUUACCGAACAUCUAAGAACUCAUUCUGGUGAGAAGCCCUAUGAAUGUAAGGAAUGUGGGAAGGCCUUUAGUCGUGGCUCAGAACUUACUCUACACCAGAGGAUUCAUACUGGUGAGAAACCUUAUGCAUGUGUCCAAUGUGGUAAAGACUUUAGACUUCAGUCACAUGUAAAAGUACAUCAGAGAAUACAUACUGAUGAGAAACUCCUUGAAUGUAAGGAAUGUGGGAAGGAUUUUAGUUUUGUAUCGGUCCUUAUUCGACAUCAGCGAAUUCAUACUGGUGAGAAACCUUAUGAAUGUAAAGAAUGUGGCAAGGCCUUUGGUAGUGGUGCAAACCUUGCUUACCAUCAAAGAAUUCACACUGGUGAGAAACCUUAUGAAUGUAGUGAAUGUGGAAAGGCCUUUGGUAGUGGCUCAAACCUUACCCAUCAUCAGAGAAUUCAUACUGGUGAGAAACCAUAUGAAUGUAAAGAAUGCGGAAAAGCCUUUAGUUUUGGAUCAGGCCUAAUUCGACAUCAGAUAAUUCACAGUGGUGAAAAGCCUUAUGAGUGUAAGGAAUGUGGGAAGUCCUUUAGUUUUGAAUCAGCCCUUACUCGGCAUCACAGAAUUCACACAGGUGAGAAACCUUAUGAAUGUAAGGAUUGUGGGAAGGCCUUUGGCAGUGGUUCAAACCUUACUCAACAUCGAAGGAUUCAUACUGGUGAGAAACCUUAUGAAUGUAAAGCAUGUGGAAUGGCCUUUAGUAGUGGUUCAGCCCUUACUCGGCAUCAGAGAAUUCAUACUGGUGAAAAACCAUAUAUAUGCAAUGAAUGUGGGAAGGCUUUUAGUUUUGGAUCAGCCCUUACUCGGCAUCAGAGAAUUCACACUGGUGAGAAACCUUAUGUAUGUAAAGAAUGCGGGAAGGCUUUUAAUAGUGGCUCAGAUCUCACGCAACAUCAGAGAAUUCACACGGGUGAGAAACCCUAUGAGUGUAAGGAAUGUGAGAAGGCCUUUAGAAGUGGCUCAAAACUUAUUCAGCAUCAAAGAAUGCACACGGGUGAGAAGCCUUAUGAGUGUAAGGACUGUGGGAAAGCCUUUAGUAGUGGUUCAGACCUUACUCAGCAUCAGAGAAUUCAUACUGGUGAGAAACCUUAUGAAUGUAAAGAAUGUGGCAAGGCCUUUGGUAGUGGCUCAAAACUUAUCCAACACCAGCUAAUUCACACUGGUGAAAAACCCUAUGAAUGUAAAGAAUGUGGAAAGUCCUUCAGUAGUGGUUCAGCUCUUAAUCGGCACCAGAGAAUACACACUGGUGAAAAACCUUAUGAAUGUAAGGAAUGUGGGAAGAAUUUUGGUACUGGCUCAAGCCUUACUCAACAUCAGAAAAUUCAUACUGGUGAGAAACUUUAUGAAUGUAAGAAAUGUGGAAAGACUUUUGGGAGAGGUUCAGAGAUUCAGCAACAUAAAAAAAUACGUACUGGUGUGAGACCCUAUGAAUGUGAGGAAUGUAGGAAGUCUUUGAAUAGCCUUGCAGUUUUUCUACAUCAUAGCAUUCAUACAACUGAGAAACCCUUUAGAUGUAAGUAUUAUGGUAGACAAUUUAAUAAUGGUACAGCCUUUAUUCGCCAUCAGAGAGUUCAUACUAAUGAAAACCCCUAUGAGUGUAAUGAAUGUGGAAAGGCUUUUAGGACUAGUUCAAUAUUUAGAGAACAUCGAAGGAUUCACACAGGUGAGGAACCCAAUGAGUGUAAAGAAUGUGGAAAAGCGUUUCGUCAUUCUUCAGACCUUACUCAACACCGAAGAAUUCAUACUGGUGAGAAGCCUUGUAAAUGUAAGUAUUGUGUUAGGGCAUUUAGUAAUGUUUCAGCCUUUAUUUGGCAUUAGAGGAUUCAUACUGGUGAGAAACCCUACAAAUGUGGAAGAGCUUUUAGUACUGGCUCAGUACUUAUAGCACAUCAGAGAAUUCACUCAGGUGAGGAACCGUAUUUAUGUAAGGAACGUGGGAAAGCCUAUCAGUCUUCAGACCUUACUCAGCAUCAGAGGAUUCAUACUGGUGAGAAACCCUACAAAUGUAAGGAAUGUGGAAGGGCCUUUCCUCAUUACUCGACACAACUUACUUAUCAUCCCAGAAUUCAUACUGGAGAGAAACCUUAUAAAUGUAAAGAGUGUGGAAAAGCCUUUAUUCGUGGCUCUCCUCUUACCCAGCAUCAAAGAAUUCAUACUGGUGAACGACCCUAUGAAUGUAAUGAAUGUGGUAAGCCUGUUUUCCGUGGUUCUCAACUUACUUACCAUCAGAGAGUUCAUACUGCGGAGAAACCCUAUCAAUGUAAAGAAUGUGGAAAGACUUUUAGGCAUCGCUCACACCUUACCAUACAUCAGAGUAUUCAUACGGGGGAGAAACCCUAUGAAUGCAAGCAGUGUGGGAAGGCCUUUAGCUAUGGCUCACAGCUUACUCUGCAUCACAGACUUCAUACUGGUGAGAAACCUUAUAAAUGCAAUGACUGUGAAAUGUCCUUUAUGCGUGGCUCCCAACUUACUGAACAUCAGAGGAUUCAUACAGGUAGGAAACCACAUGAAUGUAAGCAAUGUGGAAAGACCUUUAACUAUGGCUCACAGCUUAUUCGACACCAGAGGAUUCAUACUGGAGAGAAACCCUAUGAAUGUCAAGAAUGUGGGAAAUCAUUUAUUCGUGGCUCCCAACUUACUGAACAUCAAAAAAUUCACACCGGUGAAAAACCUUUUGAAUGUAAGGAAUGUGGGAAAGCCUUUAUUCGUGGCUCACAUCUUAUUCAGCAUCAGAGGAUUCACACUGGUGAAAAACCCUAUGAAUGUAAAGAGUGUGGGAAGGCCUUUAUUUAUAGCUCACAACUGGCUCAGCAUCAGAUAAUUCAUACAGGUGAGAAUCCUUAUGAAUGUAAGCAGUGUGGGAAGAUCUUUAUUUGUGCCUCACAACUUACUCUACAUCAGAUUUCUCAUUCUGGUAAAAAGCGGUAUGAAUGUAAGGAAUGUGGUAAGGCUUUUAUUCGUGGCUCACAGCUAACUUACCAUCAGAGAGUUCAUACUGGUGAGAAACCCUAUGAGUGUAAUGAAUGUGGGAAAGCCUUUAUUCGUGGUUCACAUCUUACUCAGCACCAGAGAAUUCAUACUGGUGAGAAACCAUACAAAUGUAAUGAAUGUGGGAAGGCCUUUAAUCGUGGCUCACAACUUACUCAACAUCAGAGAAUUCAUUCUGGUGAGAAGCCUUAUAAAUGUAAUGAAUGUGGUAAGGAUUUUAGACGUCAUUCACACCUUACUCAACAUCCUAGGUGUCAUUCUACUGAGAAACCCUAUAAAUGUAAGGAAUGUGGAAAGGCCUUUAGACGAGCCUCACACCUAACUCAACAUCAUAGUAUUCAUACUGGUGAAAAACCCUAUGAAUGUAAGCAGUGUGGGAAGGCCUUUAGUCGUGAUUCACAGCUUAUUCUUCAUCAGAGACUUCAUACUGGUGAGAAACCAUAUGCAUGCAAGGAAUGUGGGAAGGCCUUUACUCAGAGCUCACAACUUAUUUUACAUCAUAGAAUUCAUACUGGUGAAAAACCAUAUAAAUGUGAAGAAUGUGGGAAAUCCUUUAUUCGUAGCUCACAACUCACCCGACAUCAGAAAGUCCAUACUGGUGAGAAACCUUAUGAAUGUAAAGAAUGUGGGAAGGCCUUUACUCAGAACUCACAGCUUACUCUGCACCAGAGACUUCAUACUGGUGAGAAACUUUAUGAAUGUAAAGAAUGUAGAAAAGUCUUUACUCAGCUCUCACAACUUAUUCUGCAUAAGAGAAUUCACACUGGUGAAAAACCCUACGAAUGUAAGGAAUGUGGGAAAGCUUUCAUUUGUGGCUCACAGCUUUCUCAACAUCAGAAAAUUCAUAAUGGGGAAAAGCCAUAUGAAUGUAAGGAAUGUGGAAAGGCCUUUAUUCGUGGCUCAUUACUUAUGCAACAUCAGAGGAUUCAUACUGGUGAAAAACCCUAUAAAUGUGAAGAAUGUGGGAAAGCGUUUAUCCGUGGCUCACAACUUACUCAACACCAGAGAAUUCAUACCAAUGAGAAGCCCUAUGAAUGUAAGGAAUGUGGAAAGACCUUUAGUCAUGGCUCACAACUUACUCAACAUCAGAGAAUUCACACUGGUGAGAAACCCUAUCAGUGUAAGGAAUGUGGAAAGGCUUUUAAUCGUGGCUCACUUCUUACUCGACAUCAGAGGAUUCAUACAGGUGAAAAACCCUAUGAAUGUAAAGAAUGUGGAAAGACUUUUAGUCGCGGCUCAGAACUUACUCAACAUGAGAGGAUUCAUACUGGUGAGAAACCAUAUGAAUGUAAGGAGUGUGGGAAGUCUUUCAUUCGUGGCUCACAACUUACUCAACAUCAGAGAAUUCAUACUGGUGAGAAACCAUAUGAAUGUAAAGAAUGCAGAAUGGCCUUCACUCAGAGCUCACAUCUUUCCCAACAUCAGAGACUUCACACUGGUGAGAAACCCUAUGUAUGUAAUGAAUGUGGGAAAGCCUUUGCCCGUGGUUUACUCCUUAUACAGCAUCAAAGAAUUCAUACCGGUGAGAAACCAUAUCAGUGUAAGGAGUGUGGGAAGGCUUUUAUUCGUGGUUCACAACUUACUCAACAUCAGAGAAUUCACACUGGAGAAAAGCCCUAUGAAUGCAAGGAAUGUGGGAAGGCCUUUAGUCAUGGCUCUCAACUUACUCUACAUCAGAGAAUUCACACUGGUGAGAAGCCCUAUGAAUGCAAAGAAUGCAGAAAAGCAUUUACUCAGAGCUCACAUCUUUCUCGACAUCAGAGAAUUCAUACUGGUGAGAAACCAUAUCAAUGUAAGGAAUGUGGGAAGGCUUUUACUCGUGGUUCACAACUAACUCAACAUCAGAGAAUUCAUAUCAGUGAGAAAACUUUUGAAUAUAAGGAAUGUGGGAUAGACUUCAGUCAUAGCUCACAAGUUUAUAUAUGAAUUAUCUGAUUCUUUGUAAUUAAAAUAGAGAGUCUUCUCUGGUCAUUAAUCCAUUAUCAUCAAAGAAUUCCUAAAAUGUGAAUAUGGGAGCAUAUUUGCCUCAUAAAGUUUGGCAUCAGUGAAUUCUAAUGGGAGAAAGAUACCGUUAAUGGAAUCUAUGUAGAAAAAUCUAUCAUUACUGGAAACCUAUUAAAUUAACUUUAGCAAAUCAUAAUAGAGUUCUGUUAAUGUACUAAAAUAUAGGAAGGCCUUUAGCUGUAGAAUGUCUUUUUCAACAUUAUCUUGACUCUACCAGCUACUUUUCUUUGUGAUAUUUAUCAUAAUUAACCUCUACUUUCAUUUAACCAUUUGUAAGAUAAGCCUAAGAAUAAUACCUUCCUUGUAAGAUUCUUGGACAUAUAUUGUGAGACAUUUCAUGUAAAGCUCUUAGAGCAGUGCCUUGAACAUAUUAUAUCACAAAUAUUAGCUAUCAUUAUUACUAGUAUGAUCUUAGAGAAUUUGCAUGAGAAGAGGACACGAUUAUAAUGAAUAUUGAGAAAUAUUUCACUAACCCUUAACCCCGACUGUUUUAGUGGGGAGCACUACAUGCCGUAAUGAAUAUGAGAAAGCUUUCAUUCACAUCUCAUGCCAUAUGCUAGAGAAGGAAAUUCAUACUGUUAAAAGAAAUCUUGCAGAUUUAAUCAGCAAAUUAUUGAAGAGGAGUAAGGUGAAUUGUAAUAAAGUCCCAAAACUCAUAUUUUCUAUAAUUUUUGACCACAAUUUAAGAGUAUUAUUUAGAAAUGAGAAAAGUGGAUAGUCAAAAUAAAAUUUUUUACUACUAUGAAAUUUCUAAAAACUUGAAUGUACAGCUUUUGAAUUAAACUAAAAGUAAACUGACAUUACUAUUUUGCAGUGAACAUGAUGACAAUCUGUCAGAGAUUGCUAUUUCCCUACUCAAUGUCUAUUUUCCCAUCUUUAGAAUUAUUGGCUAAAAAAUUAUCUUAGCCCCUCUUGCAGGUCAGUAAGAUGGAAAUGGUAUUUGUUUGUACAUAUGGAACGUUUAAGAAUACCUUUUUUCUUUCUGCAUUUCUAUUUUCCUGCCUACAAUGUGGACAUUUAGUUUACAUCUCUGAUGACUUUAUGGGGAAUUUGAGAAUGGUGUCUGGGUUCUAAGGAUGAUAGAGCAGAAAUACAGAAUGCGUCUACACCUGUACUGGUUUUAUGGAAUAGCUGUAUCAGUUCUGGUCUGCCUGCCUCCUGUAUUUCUUUACAUAAAAUUAAAAUAAACUUACUUGUUCAUGCC
Molecule: messenger RNA, 7320 nt
Organism: Suricata suricatta (meerkat)
Lineage: Eukaryota; Metazoa; Chordata; Mammalia; Carnivora; Herpestidae
Product: zinc finger protein 91-like
Source: RefSeq, a predicted model, not a curated record